Cygnus olor (mute swan) is the source of this 1212-nucleotide messenger RNA. RefSeq names its product MYC binding protein (gene MYCBP). The record is from RefSeq and is a predicted model, not a curated record. Gene Ontology annotation, cellular component: nucleus. Gene Ontology annotation, molecular function: transcription coactivator activity. NCBI's taxonomy places the organism in Eukaryota, Metazoa, Chordata, Aves, Anseriformes, Anatidae. Gene Ontology annotation, biological process: regulation of DNA-templated transcription.
AAGAAUGUCAAGUAUAUUCUGCUGUUUGAACUAUUAAAUACAAAAAUAACAAAACAUUUGAUAAAUGUUUCACUUAUUGACUCUGCAGCACAUAUUUUUCAGUGUAUCACCACUGACUUCUCAGCAGAGAAGAUAGCGAUUCUCCUAUCUUUGGUGUCACGGCGCACAGACACAACGCUGUGACCAGGUCAAGGCUUGACAACCUUCCCAGGCCAUGGGCCUCCCCAAUUAUUUUGGUGUCAGUACUACUCUUUUUGGUGUUGGUAACACUCUUUUGAUGUCAGCAGGAAUCUUUUUGACAUUGGUAACGAUCUUUUUGCUGUCAGUAACACUCCUUUUGACAUCAUUAACGCUCUCGUUGACGUCACAGCACACAGACACAAUGCCGGAACUAGGCCGAAGCCCCACAGCCUCCCCAGGCCGCAGGCCUCCCCAGUCUUUUGACAUCAGUAACCCUCAUUUUGACGUCAGUAAUGCUUUUUUGUGACAUCACUAGCACUCUUUUUUAUGUCAGUAACACUCUUUUUGACAUCACAGUGCACAGAAACAAUGCAGGGACUAGGCCGAGGCCUGACAGCCUCCCCAGGCCGCAGGCCUCCCCUGAUGUCAUUUUGACAUCAGUAAGCCUUGUUUCGACAUAAUUCACGUUUUUUUUUUUGAUGUCACUAACACUCUUUCUGACGUCAGCAACCCUCAUUUUGACGUCGCAACGCCAGGAGGCCGAAACCCCCCAGCCUCCCCGGGCCUCCCUGGGAGGCCGCCCUCGGGGCGUGUCUCCCGGCCCCGUCGCCAUGGCAGCGGCGGCCGCCCCGGGGCCGUAAAGGAGGCGGGCGCAGGCGCGCGGCGGGGCCGAUGGCGCACUACAAGGCUGCCGACUCGAAGCGGGAGCAGUUCCGCCGCUACUUGGAGAUCGGGGUGCUGGACACGCUCACCAAGGUGUUGGUAGCCUUAUAUGAAGAGCCAGAGAAACCAAAUAGUGCACUGGACUUUCUGAAGCAUCAUUUGGGAGCUUCAGCUCCUGAGAAUCCAGAAAUAGAGGCACUUCGCCUAGAAGUGGCAGAGAUGAGAAAAUACGAAGCUGUGUUGGAAGAAAACAAAAAACUGAAAACCAAGCUGGCUCAGUAUGAACCACCUCAAGAAGAGAAGCGUGAUGAAUAACAGUAGUUUCUCCUUUAAUGCCUUGAUUUAAUAAAGGGCUUCCUGAGAACUGCA